AUGUCUUCUAGCUCUUCCUAUCCUUCAUUAAAAGCUGGCAGCGCUGAGAAUAGUAAGUCUCCGAAGAUGUGCUGCAUGUGUCCGGAAACAAGAAAGCGUCGGGAUGAGUGUAUUAUUUCUAAGGGUGAAGAGCAGUGUUUUGAUCUUAUUGAAGCUCAUAAAAGAUGUCUUCGUGAAUUUGGCCUCAAUAUGUCUGAAAAAGCAGAGAUGAGAUAUGGUGCUCGCUUUCGUGUUCUAGGAACAAUGCUUCCAAGCCUAGUGAAUCGGGAAGUUUGUAUUAUUGGUAAAGCUAUCCAGGUUGCUUCUUCAGGACAAAGCCUAUUGGUCAGGUGUGUUGAUGGACCUGAAGUGCAAUGCCACCUACUUUCCCCUUUGCAGACUUCUCCGGAAAAUUUCAUUGUGGAAGUACAGGGGCGAGUUGUCGAUAACAGAGGUCAAACUUUAGAAGCGACUGCGGACGUAAUAAUCUUUUCUCACGAGAUGACUGAGAAAUUCAACGAGUCUCUAUAUAGUCAAUGUGUUCAAAUGACUGCCGAUUAUGAUCGUUUCUACGUCCAACCAAUGGGGGCUUAA
Messenger RNA from Protopolystoma xenopodis, 573 nucleotides. Lineage: Eukaryota; Metazoa; Platyhelminthes; Monogenea; Polystomatidea; Polystomatidae. The record is from the annotation of a GenBank genome assembly.